This is a messenger RNA of Miscanthus lutarioriparius, 2169 nucleotides long. The record is from the annotation of a GenBank genome assembly. Lineage: Eukaryota; Viridiplantae; Streptophyta; Magnoliopsida; Poales; Poaceae.
AUGGCCGCGCCGCGGGUUGGGCUGCUGUACGACGAUCGGAUGUGCGCGCACGCGACGCCUGACGGGGAGGAACACCCGGAGAACCCCGAGCGGCUGUGCGCCAUCUGGCGCAAGCUCAACGCCGCGGGUGUCGCGUCCAGGUGUGUGUCCCUUAAGGCGAAGGAAGCUGAGGACAAGUAUAUAGCUUCUGUUCACAGCAAGAGCCAUAUAAAGCUGAUGAAGGAAAUUAGCUCAAAGAAAUAUGAUGCCAGCAGGAACAAGAUUGCUAGGAAAUUCAAUUCCAUUUACUUCAACAAGGGUUCCUCAGAAUCUGCUGUUCUUGCAGCUGGUUCUGUCAUAGAGGUAGCUGAGAAAGUCGCUGCAGGUGAGUUAAGUUCUGCUAUUGCUCUAGUCAGACCUCCAGGCCACCAUGCAGAACAUGAUGAGGCAAUGGGAUUUUGCCUCUUCAACAAUGUGGCGGUUGCAGCUAAUUAUCUCUUAAACGAGAGGCCUGAUUUAGGUAUCAAGAAGAUAUUGAUUGUCGAUUGGGAUGUUCACCAUGGAAAUGGCACACAGAAAAUGUUCUACAAUGAUCCUCGUGUAUUGUUCUUCUCAGUUCACAGAUUUGAUUAUGGAAGCUUCUAUCCUGCUGAAGGGGAUGCUUCUCACUGUUUCAUUGGGGAAGAAGCUGGUAAAGGGUAUAACAUCAAUGUUCCCUGGGAGCAUGGGAAAUGUGGUGACGCUGAUUAUAUUGCUGCAUGGGACCAUGUACUGCUUCCUGUCACUGAAGUUUUUGAUCCUGAUAUAAUACUGGUAUCGGCUGGGUUUGAUGCAGCAUUGGGUGAUCCUCUCGGUGGGUGCUGCAUUACACCAAAUGGAUAUGCACUGCUACUAACAAAGUUGUUAGGAUUUGCUCAAGGAAGGAUAGUGAUGGCCCUUGAAGGAGGUUAUAACCUUAGGUCCAUAGCAAAUUCAGUUUGUGCUUGUGCAAAAGUUCUCUUGGGAGACAAAUUCACAUUCAACGCUCCAGAGAUGCAGCCAUUUGAAUCUACAUGGAGAGUUAUACAAGCGCCGCUUUGUCUUUUGAAUUCCACAUUGGCUAGGCAUAAUGAAUUGAAGACAUGCUGGCCUGUUCUGAGUAGCAAGCUGCCAGAAAAUGCAUCAUUGAGGAUUAGGUCUUCACCAAGCGAGUUCAAUGCUUCCUCUGAUUCCGAAUCUGAUAGUGAAGAUGUUGCUGAGCUCCUUGCCACUGUUGCAUCUGUCAAUGUUAUUGAAGUUGCUGGCGAUGCUAUAAGUGAACACCUCUCAAAGAUGAAACUUGAUGAUGACAACCUUUCAGUGAAGACUACCUCAAGUUGCUCAGCAGCAGAACAGCAUCUAGUUGAUUCAGUAAAAGUACAAAACAAUGCAUCUGUGGUGCUAACCAAAAGAAUAUCUGAUUUAUCUCUCGCUUGGCGAUCAGAUUUAUCAAGAACUGAUGUCUGGUAUGCCAGUUUUGGUUCAAACAUGUGGAGACCAAGAUUUCUAUGCUAUGUUCAAGGAGGGAAGUAUGCUUUAAGAGAUAAAUUUGAUAUUCCUUUUGAUCUGGGGCAGGCUGAGGGUAUGAGUAUAGCGUGCUGCGGAUCACGUGACACAAGCUCACCAAAAGGAACCAUGUGGAAGACUGUACCUCACAGGUUGCUUUUCGGUAGAUCGUCUACCCCUUGUUGGGGAACUGGUGGUGUUGCUUUUCUCAACCCUGAGAUAAACUACAAUGAGAAGUCGUUGGAGCAGUUCAAUGACAUCUUGUUUCAGGAGAACCGUUUAGUGCUGGAGGAUGGCAAAGACGGAAACGUUGUGUAUCCUGACUCUCCUUUGAUUGGUUCAUCUGAAGUCAAGUUUAUAUCUACAAACAAAGCUAUUCAUCUUGAACCUAUUAAGGAUAGCUGGUACUCCAAUGUACUUUAUCUUGGGAAUGAGGAUGAACUUCCAAUUCUAACUAUGACGUGCCCUGCAUCAGAUAUUGAGAGGUUCAAAUCUGGUGAGCUGCCUUUAGCCCCUCCAUCGGAGACAUAUGCGGCCACUCUGAUAAGGGGACUGGUGGAAGGGAAGCAACUGGAUGCGGACGGAGCCACCAAUUACAUCAUUGCCGCUGCUGCAAAGGCCCGUGAAGGCUGCUUCAGCGUGUGCUUUUGUACAGCUAGUAGGUAG